UUAAUGGUUUCAACAGGACAGAUUGAUUCACUUUGGAGCUGUAAGUACUGAUGUAUUAGGGUGCAGCGCUCAUUGUUCAUUGACGCAGAGUCCCAAAAUGAAUAUCCAAGAGCAGGGUUUCCCCUUGGACCUCGGAGCAAGUUUCACCGAAGAUGCUCCCCGACCCCCAGUGCCUGGUGAGGAGGGAGAACUGGUGUCCACAGACCCGAGGCCCGCCAGCUACAGUUUCUGCUCUGGGAAAGGUGUUGGCAUUAAAGCUGAGACUUCGACGGCCACUCCGAGGCGCUCGGAUCUGGACCUGGGGUAUGAGCCUGAGGGCAGUGCCUCCCCCACCCCACCAUACUUGAAGUGGGCCGAGUCACUGCACUCCCUGCUGGAUGACCAGGAUGGGAUAAGCCUGUUCAGGACUUUCCUGAAGCAGGAGGGCUGUGCUGAUUUGCUGGACUUCUGGUUUGCCUGCACUGGCUUCAGGAAGCUGGAGCCCUGUGACUCGAACGAGGAAAAGAGGCUGAAGCUGGCGAGAGCCAUCUAUCGAAAGUACAUCCUUGAUAACAACGGCAUCGUGUCCCGGCAGACCAAGCCAGCCACCAAGAGCUUCAUAAAGGGCUGCAUCAUGAAGCAGCUGAUCGAUCCUGCCAUGUUUGACCAGGCCCAGACAGAAAUCCAGGCCACUAUGGAGGAAAACACCUAUCCUUGUUUCCUGAAGUCUGAUAUUUAUUUGGAAUAUACCAGGACAGGCUCGGAGAGCCCGAAAGUCUGUAGUGACCAGAGCUCUGGGUCAGGGCCAGGGAAGGGCAUAUCUGGAUACCUGCCGACUUUAAAUGAAGAUGAGGAAUGGAAAUGUGACCAGGACAUGGACGAGGACGAUGGCAGAGACGCUGCUCCUCCCGGAAGACUCCCUCAGAAGCUGCUGCUGGAGACAGCUGCCCCGCGGGCCUCCUCCAGUAGACGGUACAGCGAAGGCAGAGAGUUCAGGUGAGUCCGACGCCAAGCGUCCCGCUUUCUGUACUCACCUCCGAGAGCUGG
This is a messenger RNA of Piliocolobus tephrosceles (Ugandan red Colobus), 1026 nucleotides long. Its product is annotated as axin-1. The coding region runs from base 98 to 979 and encodes 293 amino acids. Gene Ontology annotation, cellular component: nucleus; beta-catenin destruction complex; plasma membrane. Gene Ontology annotation, molecular function: I-SMAD binding; molecular adaptor activity; beta-catenin binding. NCBI's taxonomy places the organism in Eukaryota, Metazoa, Chordata, Mammalia, Primates, Cercopithecidae. Gene Ontology annotation, biological process: positive regulation of protein kinase activity; cell development; positive regulation of proteasomal ubiquitin-dependent protein catabolic process. The record is from RefSeq and is a predicted model, not a curated record. The transcript has a single exon.